GAGAGUGCGCGUCGCGGGGAUGAAUGGAAACGUGGCCACGCAUCGUGUGCGCGCCUCGCUCCAGCUCCGGUGUGGACGAUGAGCUCAGCAGCAGCAGCAGCAGCUCGGUGUGCGGGGCCCGGACCCGCAGCAGCGACCCGCAACUUCUCCUGGAGCCCGGAGGAUCUGAGAUGAGACGAGGAGGCUAAAGCUUCUUCUUCUGCUCUCCACACACCGAGGAACAAACCAGAGGUGAUCACCAUGUCUCUGUGGAUGAUCCUUCCUGUCAGCCUGCCUGUCUUCACCAUCACUGGAAUAUGGCUUGUAUACGCAAUGGCCUUGUACAACCAGCACGUCUGCCCUGUGCACAACUGGCUUUAUAACGAGUCCUGUGAGGAGCCGCUUCAGUUACAGAGGGAUCCUGUUCUGUGCUGCACCCUGGAAAACAUUCCACUCAUCAGUAAAUGUGGGACGCUGCCCCCUGAAAGCUGCUUUUUCAGCCUCAUCUGCAGCACCGGCUCCUUCAUGGUGAUGCUGAUCGGCCUCCUGCGCUACGCCCACGUGAUCGAGAGACAUCAGAACUGUGUCCUCAACAUGGCCGGCCUCUCCACCGGAUGGAUCUGUGCCACUGGGCUCAUCAUGGUGGGAAACUUCCAGGUGGAUUUUGCCAAGGUGCUUCACUACGUGGGCGCCGGGGUGGCGUUCCCCUGCAGCAUGUUGUUUGUGUGUCUGCAGUCGGCUCUGACUUACCGACUGGCCAAGACGCAGGACGAGUACCGAGUGGGACACGUGCGCGUGGGGAUGGCGCUGCUCGCCCUGAUCGCCCUGGUGCUCAGUGGCGUGUUCUUCUGCCAGGAGAGCUUCGCCCUGCAGCACGCCUCCGCCAUCUUUGAGUGGCUCUACUGCUCGCUCAUCAUGCUCUUCUACGGGACGUUCGCCUUCGAGUUCGGGGGCAUGUCGGGCGACACCCUGAUGGUCCUGUCCCGGGGGGGGGGAGUACAGAGCUUCUCCGAGCACAAGGCCGAGGGGGGCGGGGGGGCCAACCACCAUCAGCCGGAGAGUUUAUCCAUCCUAUAACUGGACGGUGGCGUGUGUCAGCGCCCCCUGGAGGAUGCAGGGACAGAGUCUCCAAGCUGCGGCUCCUCAGCGGUGACCAAAGACUUUAAAGGACGAGUUACACUGUAAAACGUUGCUUAGUCAGAUCAGAGCCUCUGGACACAAAGACUCAGAUCUGUGUUGGGUUUAGUUCUCUCAACUUUACAAUCAGCUGAAGUUUCUCAGCCUGAACAUCAAGGUCGUUACAGUUCACGCUCAGGGAGUUUCAUCAUCAGCUCUCUCUCUCUUUACCUCGGUGGUCAGGAGACGUUUCCAGAAAACCUUCAACAAAAGACGGACGAUCACGAUGUCCCAAGAAUAAUGUUGUUUCAUGUUAAAUGGUUUUGUCCUCACGUUUAAAAGAUGUUCAAGGUUUUUCAACUUGUAUUUUGUGCUUCUUUAUUUUGUAAAAGUAGCCGACUCACCGUAAGCUCUGUUGUAUAUAUAUUAUUUUUUACAUAAAUUCAGCGUUUUGUAAAAGAUCAAAGUCGUUAAAAAUGACUUGUUACAGCUUUAAUGGGACCAAACUAUAGACGAGGACGUUAAGAUGCAAUAUUUGAUUAUAUUUUGAUUUUAAUUUGAAAGUUUAACAGUGUAUAUCCAACCAAAAAUAAAUUAAAGCAAAUGGGAAAUAUAAUGUCA
This is a messenger RNA of Platichthys flesus (European flounder), 1716 nucleotides long. RefSeq names its product transmembrane protein 150A-like. The transcript is spliced from 8 exons. NCBI's taxonomy places the organism in Eukaryota, Metazoa, Chordata, Actinopteri, Pleuronectiformes, Pleuronectidae. Bases 241 to 1056 code for a protein of 271 amino acids. The record is from RefSeq and is a predicted model, not a curated record.